Bicyclus anynana (squinting bush brown) is the source of this 3179-nucleotide messenger RNA. RefSeq names its product cardioactive peptide (gene CCAP). Lineage: Eukaryota; Metazoa; Arthropoda; Insecta; Lepidoptera; Nymphalidae. The record is from RefSeq and is a predicted model, not a curated record. Bases 48 to 422 code for a protein of 124 amino acids. The transcript has 5 exons.
GUCCCGCUGGUGGUCCGCCAUUUUGUCCAGCUGUCAAAGUUCCCGCCAUGUCGGCCGCUUGCCGCGUCUCGUUGCUACUCCUGCUCGCCCUCCUCACCAUGGACUUCUGCUACUCGGCUUCGUUACGAGGCUAUGACCAACGGAUGAACGAUGACAUCAUCGGGACACCGAAGAAAAGACCAUUUUGCAACGCGUUCACAGGAUGUGGCAGGAAGCGAUCUUCACCCACCAGGCCAAUUCCAGAGCUGGUGCGGCAGAGACAGUACGUCGACGAAGACGGGUUCGCACCCCUGAUGGAAAGUGACAACGCGAUCGAGGACCUCUCCCGGCAAAUUCUCUCCGAAGCGAAGCUGUGGGAAGCGAUACAAGAAGCGAGCGCGGACAUCGCUAGAAGGAAGCAAAGAGAAGCCUUCCGGAAGUAACACUGUCGAAUUAAAAAAACCCGUUCUAGACCAUUUCUGAUCAGUAUAACUGAUAUUAAAUAUCAGUUACUUAAAGAUAAAGAUUUAUAUUGUAGACUAGUGAACGCUCGCGAAUUUGUUUGCGUGAUUUUUUUGUAUAUAAAUCUUGUGGGAACCGUGCAUUGUCUUCUUCUUCAUCGCAGUAGUCCCUUCGAUGCAUUGUUUACAAUUCUCCUCCACACAGUCCGGUCCUCAGCUUUUCUAAUGGCUGUUGUUACAGGGAGGAGUGAGUGACUUAACCUGGUCAAGCGGGUAGGUGAUCGGCCGCGUGGUCGUUUCCCCUCCACGUUGCCCACCAUUAGCUUACCCAGGUUAUCGGGAAGGCGACGGGCUGUGUGGCCAAAGUAACUCAAAAUCCUCUGGUAACUUGGAAUAGUCUCUACGUUAUCUAAUAACCUCCUCUAUCUAAAGAGGAGAGGAGAGGAGAGGAGGAGAGGCAGAGGUCCACAAUUUUUUUUUCAUAGAUCACUUUCAAAUGUAACUGGUUCUGGCGGACCCCCUGCUAAAUUUCUAUUCAAAACUCGACAAUAAAAGUGAAUUUUUGUUGCAACUGAAUCAACAGCCACCACGAAUUAAAAAAAUAGUGAGCAUUGAUUUGUUAAUAUUAGAAAGACGGACGGGGGUCUUUUGACCGAUCUUGAAUGAAAUGAAUUUAAAAACUAUUUGUUUUUAUGCUCCAUCUUGUCGUGACUUUUAACAAAAUAGUUCAUAUUUCAAUAUUCCAUUCCUUUUUAUUAUUUCAUUCAUUCCAUUAUAUUAUUGUAAUAUCAUUGUGUUAUAAUAAAUUAACAUUUACCGGCUCCCAGCCAUAUGACCACGCGGUAUUUAAUGAUACAAAUUAAAUCCAAAUUCCCGCUUUCGAAUCGUGAACCCCCAUUUUUAUUCUACGUCAACGUAGACCCCCGCCGAGUCUUCCGUAGAUCCCUGGGGGUCCACCUAGACCACUUUGGGAAUCGAUGUUCCAAAGUCUCGUCAAAAUCGGUUCCGCAUCUUCAAUUUUAUAUUUUUGACUUAAGACUCAAUCUGCCUGCACCGCUUUGUUGAAAAUCACUAGUCAAGUAGCUUAGCAAGUUCGUUAGUGACACUCCCAUGAUAUGCGGGCGACGGGGGAAGGACUGUGCGGGUAUGAAGUUGAACACAAAAAUGUGUUUUGCCGCAAUAUAUGUAGGCAACUUAUUUGCAAUGUGACACUGUGAACAUUAUAUAUGAUUUAUUUUGUCUCUAAUACCGGAUGCUGGAUAGACAUAUAGGUACAUAAGCCAAUCUAGGCGUUUUGAAACGUUAGAUUUGAUUGUUUUGUAAAGAUUUUACUGCCGGUUUUUUAAGAAAUUACUGAGUUUCUUACUCAACAGUUGAUCUUUUGAAAUUAUUACAAUUAACAAUAAACUGGCGCAAUAUAAGAAUUUCUGGUUAAAAUCUUAGAUAAAUAAUAUAAAUCUUUAUCUAUACCAAGAAAACAUACCAUAAUAUUGAUUUUGAAUAUUGAAACACUUGAAAAAAUUAAAAAAAAUCUAAUAUUAACCUUAAAUUUAUGACAAAUGUUGCAAAUUGAUUUCGUGAAGACAACAGCCGCUUAGAAUUUUAUUUUUAACACAUUGACCAAUUGAUCUCAAAAACAUAAAUUUCAAAUCCAUUUAUUAUUAUUUUUCUGUAAAAUUGUUUACAUGCACACAGGUCAUUCAAAAAAUAUAUAUUUGUUAUAAAUUAUAAUUACAGAUUAUUUAGUAAAUUAAAUAGAUUUUUCUGCUUUUUUGUCUAAUUAAUGAAAAAAAUAUUUUUAUAGGUUAAAACUAAUGUUAUUCAUAAUUAUUAUGGAAAAUUAUACGCUGAUUAUGAAUUUUUAUUAAUAUUUAAUGGAAUUUGAUAAUAAUUUAAAUACCUAGGAGGUGACAAUUAUAUAUUGAAAAUUGUAUAUAUUUUUUUAAUUAUAAGCUAGGUUAUUGUUUUAAUAGCAAUUCGAUAAUCAAAACAUAUUGUUAUUAUAAUUAUUUUAAUGAAGAAUCAGUAAAUUAGUUUUGAAUCGUUAAUUUAAAAAUAAAUAACGCAUUAAAAAACAGAAACAUCUAAUAAUGAUUGAUUUAUUUUGAUAUUCUCAAAAAGCCGACGAAAGUAAAGUGAGUUUGAAGAUACUCAAAAAGUUUGUAAUUGCAAUAGAGAAAAGUGUGAUUCGAAUAAGCUCAGACUUUUUUGUAUUCUUUAUUAUUUACUAUGCUUUCAUACUCACAACUAUAUUUUUUAUUUACUCAGCUAAAAUCAGAAAUUUUAGUUACUACAAAGACCAAUAAAAUGUCUGGAAAACGUAGCGGCAAAAAACGUGCUAGCAUUUUCCAUCGGAUCUAACUGACGUUGUUAGUUUUUCGCUGAGAAUGGCAGAAUAAAUUUAAUCAAAUAAAAUAAUCUUUAAACUUUAAUUAAACAUAUUUUUUAUUGACAAUUUGUUUUAUACACAGCAUGCCAGCAAGGACUCUCCGGAUGCUGUAUAUUAUCUUAUUAAGUCAACCAUUGACGGUCUUUUGACCAUUGGUCCUUGACCAUUCUCACGUAUCUGCAGCGCUAACGGCAGCGACCAAUGCACGAUCAGUUAUAGUCGUGGGUGCUGCAGAAACGUGAGAAUAAUUGAUCGUCAAUGGCGUGCAUUAUAGACAAAAAUAACAUACCACUUGGUAAUGAUAAAUGACACGUUUAUUGUUUAGUCAUUUAGUUUCUUUUAGUGGUUAA